Erinaceus europaeus (western European hedgehog) is the source of this 2735-nucleotide messenger RNA. RefSeq names its product ADAMTS like 5 (gene ADAMTSL5). Bases 473 to 2083 code for a protein of 536 amino acids. The transcript is spliced from 13 exons. Gene Ontology annotation, molecular function: metalloendopeptidase activity; protein binding. Gene Ontology annotation, biological process: extracellular matrix organization. Lineage: Eukaryota; Metazoa; Chordata; Mammalia; Eulipotyphla; Erinaceidae. Gene Ontology annotation, cellular component: extracellular matrix. The record is from RefSeq and is a predicted model, not a curated record.
GCCGUCGGGGCUUCAGGGGUGGGGAGCCCGGGACCGCGGUGCAGGAGCUGGACCUGGACCCCCGCCCCCCAGUGGGGUUCGCCCAGGGGCGGGGGUCUGGGAGCCCCAGCUUCGCAGCCCUGGCGGGGGGACACGCCGCCCGCGGGGACAUUCCGCCCCGUGAGCGCGCCGCCCGGAAUAGCAGCGGGCGGAGGGGGGGGGGAACCGGGGACCGGACGCCCCAAGGUCGGCGGGGACGCUGGCGGGGGGGCGGGGACCCCGGGCUGGGCGCGCCCCGGGGUGGGAGGGGCCCCGGCGCACCCGCCCCGCCGCCGCUUCCGCUCCCUGGGCGGAGGGCAGCCAGCACGGUGAGUCGCCACCUGCCCGGCCUGGGGGUCGCAGCGCCCCCCUCCUGGGGAAACUGAGUCUUGGCGCCUGGUUCCCGCUGUCUGUCGCCUGGGGGUGCCGCAUCUGGGGGCCGCCCUGGCCCCCCAUGAAGCCCCCACUGGCCCAGGUCCUGGUCACCCCUCCCAGCGCCCCCAGCCCGCCUCUGCUGCCCAUCUGGGGGCUGAGCCCCCAGCACCUCGAGCCCCCUAGAGGCCUCCUCAGACGGCCCUGGACGGAGCCCACUGCCCCCCACACCCCUGCUGUGUGGAUGGGGAAACUGAGGCCUGGGGAGUCACAGGGGCUGGCCCCCAGUAGACCCCGGCCCCGCCGGCCCCCCAUCUUCCUUCUGUGGUUGCUCCUGGUCUGCGCCUUGGGGUGUAGUGCUCAGGGUCCCGGUGAGUGGGCACCUUGGGGCUCCUGGAGCCGCUGCUCCAGUUCCUGUGGGCGAGGACUGUCUGUCCGCAGCCGUCGCUGCAGCCGGCUCCCCGGCGAGCAGCCAUGCUGGGGAGGCACUCAUGAAUACCGCCUCUGCCCAUUGCCGGACUGCCCCCCGGGCGCCACGCCCUUCCGAGACCUCCAGUGUGCCCUGUACAAUGGCCGGCCUGUCCUGGGUAGCCAGCAAGCCUACCAGUGGGUGCCCUUCUACGGCGCGCCCAACCAGUGCGACCUCAACUGCCUGGCGGAGGGGCACGCCUUCUACCACAGCUUCGGCCGCGUGCUGGACGGCACCCCCUGCAGCCCGGGCGCCCCGGGGCUCUGCGUGGCCGGCCGCUGCCUGAGCGUCGGCUGUGACGGCUUGCUGGGCUCAGACGCUCGCCAGGACCGCUGCGGCCGCUGCGGCGGCGCCAACGACUCGUGCCUCUUCGUGCAGCGCGUAUUCCGCGACACUGGUUCCUUCGCGGGAUACUGGAACGUGACCGUGAUCCCUGAGGGUGCCAGACACCUGCGUGUGGCCCACCGGAGCAGAAAUAACCUGGCGCUGAUGGCGCCCGACGGGCACUACCUGCUUAACGGGAACCGGGCGGUCAGCCCCCCGGGGGCCUACGAGGUGGCGGGCACUCGCCUGGUCUACACCCAGGAGGCCAGCCUGGAGGAGACGCUGCAGGCGGAGGGGCCCACGUCCCAGGACCUGAUCCUGCAGGUUCUCCUGCAGGAGCCCAAUCCCGGCAUCGAGUUCGAGUUCUGGCUCCCGCGAGAGCGCUACGGCCCCUUCCAGGCGCAGACGCAGGCCCUGGGCUGGGCCCCCCGACAGCCGCAGCCCCGGGGACUGGAGCCCCAGCCCGCCGCCCGGCGCACCACCCCCUCCGCCAGCCCCCCGCCCUCCAGCGCCGCCGCCCCAGACGCCUGCCCGCCAUGCCCGGACUCCCGGGGCCGUGCCCACCGCAUCCGGCACUACUGUGGCAGCGACUUUGUGCUCCGGGCACGGGUGUUGGGGCUCCUCCAGCCGCCACCCCAGGACACACGCUACGAGGUGGAGGUGCAGCAGGUGUACAAGCAGCGCUCACCCCUGCGCACCCGGGAGUAUCUGUGGGCACCCGGCCGCUGCCCCUGCCCCGCCCUGGGCCCCGGGCACGACUUCCUGCUGGCCGCCCGCCGUGUGCUCAGCCCAGACCGCACCCGGGACCGCCUGCUGCUGCCCCGUAACGGCUACGCCCGGCCCUGGAGCCCCGCAGAGGACAGCCGUGUGCGCCUGGCCGCCCGACGCUGCCAGUCCUGACCCCGAGGCCCCACGGCUCCCGCCCGGCAAGAUGCACCCUCGUCUCCAGGGACCCUGCUCCCACCUCCUUUGUCCCAGCUGCUCCGAGGCUUCUUGGGGUUCAUGGCCCACACCUGUGGCUUCCUUGCCCACUGCCACCGCCACGCCACGUCUCCAGAGGCCACGGCCAGCCUGCACUGGGUUUCCUGUCACCACAUCUUUCCCUUUUCACCUUGCCUGCCAGGAAGCUCCUCCCAACUGAACUUCCUCAGUUCACACCUCUGAAAUUUCACUGCUCAGAGGCUCCGGGGCCUGAGUUUCCCCCAUCAAGCACCCUCUCUGCUCCCUCCCUUGCCAGGCUCUAUGUCCCUCCUCUCUCGGACACCCCAACUCCUGCCAUAUUUAUUAAGCAACUGCUGUGUACUGAGUGAGGCUUCGGGCCCAGCUGCCCCUCCACUCCCAGACAGGAAACGGGGGGACUUGUGGAAGGCAGCGUGGGCCUUGAUGGAUGGACAGGGGACUCCAGGAGGGUCAGUGCUGCCCACCACCAAAGCCCCCCUGAAAUCAACAGUCCUCCCACUGUGACCUGAGGGCUCCCCCUCACCUGGCCCUGCCCUGGGGCAUGAGUCCCCAUCCCUGGGUCCCCAGUAAAGAUGCCACUUGGCUACAGAGA